AUGUGGCUAGGUUUUUUGGACGGCGAGGGCGCGGCUUGGUUCGGGGCGGAGAAGAAGGUCGCGUGGACAGCGGGAGGGAGCCGGGUGCUGUUCGGGCAUGGCGUGGCAAUGGGCGAGCGACGGGUGGCUACCGGGGCUGCGACGGCAACGUGCGGAUGGGGUCGUCGGCCGGUUGUGGUGGCAGCCUGUCGGCUGGGCGCGGAGCGCUCAGAGGGAAUCGGCAACUUGGAGAAGAGUACGUCCAUUGAUGUUAUUGUAGAAGGCAGUGGUGGUGUUUCUGAUGAAGGUGAUCAUGAUACGUCCAUUGAUGUUGGUGUAGAAGGCAGUGGUGGUGUCUGCAAUACAGAGCAUUCCACUGAUGGUGGGGUAGAUCGCAGUGGUGCUGUUUGUUAUGAAGGUGAUCAUAUUGAUGGUUGUGUAGAAGGAAGUGGUGGUCGAUGUGAUGAAGGUAAUUCAACCGAUGUUGCUGUAGGGGCUAGUGGUGAGGGCGCCAAUGAACACUGUUCGACCGACGUUGGGUAUGCUGGGUCUGUUGGUUUUGAUUGUAGGCAUGGUACACUUCGGAAGAGGAGGGAUGGUGUUGUUGUGGAGAGACAGGUGAAUCGUAGUCUUGAUGCUGGCCACCAAAUGUUCAUUGUAAUUUGUGUUCGGGCAAAUAUUGGUUAUGUUCGGUCGUAUAAGCUGUUUAAGGAGAUUGUUGGUGAGUAUUCCAAUGUUGGUGCUACUGGGGUGGAUUUUAAGAAUUUCAAGCGUGAUUUCAUGGCAUACAUAUUGAAUGGUGAUGCUCAACUAUUCAUAGACACGCUUUUUAAAAGGCGUGAAUUGUGCGAGGCUUUUGAGUUUGAAUAUGAUGUUGAUGACGUUGAUCAGCUUACAAGGGUUUUUUGGGCAGAUGCAGUAUCGAGGAAGAGUUUUUCAUUGUUUGGUGAUGUUGUUUUAUUCGAUGCUACAUACCGCUCUAACAGGUAUAAUUUGGUGUUUGUUCCAUUUACUGGAAUCGAUAACCAUAAGAGAUCCAUCACAUUUGGUGCUGGUUUACUUACGAGGGAAGACGUAGACUCAUAUGUGUGGCUUUUGGAGAGAUUUAAGACAACUAUGCGUCAUGAACCUAUUUGUGUUGUUACUGACAAAGAUCCAGCUAUCAAGAUUGCAGUUGCUCGUGUGUUUGGUACAUCAAAACAUAGAUUCUGCAUGUGGCAUAUAAUGUGCAAAGUUGGUGAGAAGGUUGGACCGGUUUUAGCUGAGGACGAGGUGUUUAGGAGGAAGUUGAAUGGCAUUGUUUGGAACAAAUCUAUAGAUUCCAAAGCUUUUGAGGAUUCAUGGAGUCGUAUUAUAGAGGAAUAUGGUUUGGUUUAUAAUGGUUGGUUUCGUUACUUGUUUGAGUCUCGUACAUUUUCGGCAUCUCCAUACUUUCAUGAUGAGUUUAUGUCAGGAUUUGUUAGGACAACGUCUCGAUCAGAGUCUCGAAAUAGUUUUUUUGGCAGUUUCUCUAAUGGUCAUUCCAGUUUGGUUGAGUUUUUGGUGCAUUUUGAUAGUGUUAUUAGUGCACAACGGCAUGUACAAGCAAAAUUGACUGCUGACUCUAAAUCUUGUUUUCCUGUUUUGAAGACUCCAUUGGCGCUGGAGAAGCAUGCAAUGGAUGUUUAUACCAUUUCUGUAUUUUAUGAUGUGCAAGUAGAGAUUUGUGAAGGUUGUUUUUCUUGUCGAGUGGUGUCUUUGUGUGAGUGUGAUCGUAAGGUGUGUUAUGGGAUAAAAGAUGGUGACAAUAAGGCAUGGUGUGUGGAGUUUUUGUUGGCUGACUCUACUGCUACUUGUUCAUGCAAGAUGUUUGAGCGGAUGGGGUUGGUGUGUAGGCAUAUUUUUUUUGUGUUUAAAGAUCGUGGACUUGAGAGAAUUCCUUCUAUGUAUUCGGUGUCUCGGUGGACAAAGGGUGCUUGUUUGAAGCCAAUAUUUGAUAUUGAUGAUACGGUUGUUGAUCAAUCGGCUAAAGUGGAUAAUGUUAGGGUGCUUGCUAAUCUAAUGUGCUCAGCAUCGUUCACCUUGAUGUAG
Molecule: messenger RNA, 2049 nt
Organism: Ipomoea nil (Japanese morning glory)
Lineage: Eukaryota; Viridiplantae; Streptophyta; Magnoliopsida; Solanales; Convolvulaceae
Product: protein FAR1-RELATED SEQUENCE 5-like
Exons: 8
Coding region: 1-2049 (682 amino acids)
Biological process (GO): regulation of DNA-templated transcription
Molecular function (GO): zinc ion binding
Source: RefSeq, a predicted model, not a curated record